Molecule: messenger RNA, 1828 nt
Organism: Rhinolophus ferrumequinum (greater horseshoe bat)
Lineage: Eukaryota; Metazoa; Chordata; Mammalia; Chiroptera; Rhinolophidae
Gene: PIGX
Product: phosphatidylinositol glycan anchor biosynthesis class X
Exons: 7
Coding region: 1-921 (306 amino acids)
Biological process (GO): GPI anchor biosynthetic process
Cellular component (GO): endoplasmic reticulum membrane
Source: RefSeq, a predicted model, not a curated record
AUGCACAGAGGCAGCACUUACCUCGACUUUGAGGCUGGGAGGAGCCUGGCGCUGCAGGAAGAGGAGCUGCGUGGAGCGUAUGCAGGCUCCUCGGGCCGCAUUUCGUUCGGGCGCGCUCCUCUCGGGCGCGCGUUCUUCGGCAUCCUGGCUGCCCGGGCUCUGGCCGUCCAAGUGGUGGCCUGGCUGCUCCUCUGGGAGGCCGCCGGGCUCACCUGGGCGCCCGCCACGGCCCUCACUGCCCCCGCCAGCGACGCUGGCAUAAGGGCCACUUGUUCUGAAAUUAUUUUGAAGCAAGAAGUUUUAAAAGAUGGUUUUCACAGAGACCUUGUAAUAAAAGUGAAACUUGGAGAAAGCAUUGAGGACUUACAGACCUGCCUACUCUUAAUUAAACAUUACAUCCCAUCAGGACUUUUUGUGGAUCCAUAUGAGUUGGCUUCAUUACAAGAGAGAAACAUAGCAGAGGCAGUGAUGGUUUCGGAAAAUUAUAAUAUAGAAGCUCCCAGCUAUUUGUCCAAGGAAUCUGAAGUUCUCGUUUAUGCCAGAGAAGAUUCACAGUGCAUCAAUUGUUUCCAAGCUGUUUUGCCUGUGCACUACCGCUAUCAUCGGCCACAUAGUAAAGAUGGAGAAACUUCUAUUGUGCUCAAUAACCCUGAUUUAUUGAUGUAUUGUGACCAAGAGUUUCCAAUUUUGAAAUGCUGGGCCCAGUCAGAAGUGGCAGCUCCUUGUGCUUUGAAGAAUAAGGAUAUUUGCAAAUGGAGCAAUAUGAAAUAUAAAUCAGUAUAUAGGAAUGUGACUCUGCAGGUUCCAGUGGGACUGACUAUACAUACCCCUUUAGUAUGUUCUGUGACUCUGCUCAUUACCAUCCUGUGUGCUACUUUGAUCCUUGUGGCUGUUUUCAAAUAUGGUCAUUUCUCCCUAUAAGUUUUAUGCAAUUAAAUGCUUCCCAUAAACCUAGAUAAGACCUAUUUACUUGUGAUUAGAAAUGUUCUAGAGUUAUAUCAUUACUUUUGUCUUCAUUUUUGCCAAAAAUUAUGUUUACUAGAAGACAUUUUGGAUCGUUCUCAAUUAAUUUUAAAACAGUGCUCUGUUAUGUACAUUUGAUAAUCCUCAAGCAUCAGGAGCCAAUAGGGGAAACUUAAUUCUGUUAAAUUACUGUUUAUUUUGUGAGAAGUGACUUUAUCUUCAUUUGGGUUAUAACAAUGAGUAGUUUAUGUCCUAGAGACAAAUCUUUCUCAUUUUGUGAAGAGGAACAUUUAAAUUUAAGCUAAAAACUGAGAAAAUAAUUAUAAAUAAGAAUAAAAUAAUUUGGAUGAAUCAGUAUUUAAAUGCUAAUUUUAUUAGAAUAUUGAAAUUGUCCAGAGAAUCAAAGAAAAUCAUUAUGUAGAACAGCUAAGCAAUUAUUAAUAUCAAAAUUGGUUAUUCCUUAAAAUACUUCCAUUCUCCUAUGUUUUAUACUCUUUUGAAUAUAUGAAUUAACAAAGGGUUUGAUGAAACUAUGUACUAAGAUUUCUCAUUUAGUACUAAAUUUGUCAGGAAGACAAUUCAGAUUGUCAUUUUAAAGUAUAUUUUAUUAAGUUGUACAUUUACAAAAAGUCUUUUUUAUAUCUUCAGGUGAUUCUUAUUUUAAACAAAAGAUCUUGAUUCACUGGUUUUCUUUGGAAAAAAUUAAAAAAUAAAGUAAGUGAUAUAAGCUAAUUAAAAAAUAAAAGGGCAGGCAUGCCCUUCUAUUUAUUUAGGGGCAACUUAUUUAGGGUAGGUGUGCCCCAAAACAGAAGCCAUUAAACCAGGAUAUGUUGGAAUUGUUUGUUUUAAAUGAGUAAUGGGAUGU